This is a messenger RNA of Dendronephthya gigantea, 2039 nucleotides long. RefSeq names its product WD repeat-containing protein 43-like. Gene Ontology annotation, biological process: maturation of SSU-rRNA from tricistronic rRNA transcript (SSU-rRNA, 5.8S rRNA, LSU-rRNA). Bases 47 to 2023 code for a protein of 658 amino acids. The record is from RefSeq and is a predicted model, not a curated record. Gene Ontology annotation, molecular function: protein binding. NCBI's taxonomy places the organism in Eukaryota, Metazoa, Cnidaria, Anthozoa, Malacalcyonacea, Nephtheidae. Gene Ontology annotation, cellular component: nucleolus. The transcript has 19 exons.
CGCACGCACGCCACCAUAUUACAACACGUGUGGACAAUAAUGGAAAAUGGAUAGUAGAAUUUGUCGUUGUAAAUUUGAAAAUGAAGGCCGUUUCUUUGCCUUAAUCACUCCAGAUGGACGGCUAAAGGUUUGGGAUUGUACCAACGGUAAACUCAAACAUGAUAUCACGCCAGAUUCGCAUCUGGGAGGUUCUGGUUUGACUUGUAUCUCAUGGCGGACAAGCAGCAAGAUUAGAUCGAAAAGACGAAAGAGGAAGUCAUUAGAUGCUUCUUUGCUAGAACAAACAUGUGAAAUUGGGCUGGGAACUGUUGUUGGAGGCAUUUUUAUAUUUGAUGUUUUAAAUGGUGAAAUUAAGCAGCAUCUGAAAGAUGGUCAUGAUAACAAAGUGAAUGACAUUAAAUGGAAUAGAACCACAGACUUGCUUUAUUCUUGUUCAGAUGAUAGAUAUAUCACUGAAUGGACUGUAGAUGCACCUGAGAAAAAAAGUAAAUGGAAAGGUGACAAGACUAGCGUACAUUCAAUUCAAGUUAGUCCCAAAGGUGAUUGCUUGUUGUCUGCUGGCAGAGACAUUCGAUUGUGGGAUCUUGAGAAGAAAGAAAUACUACAGAAAUUCACAGGCCAUGGCACAUCAGUAUCACACCUUUUAUUCACACCUUUUAAAAGUGAAGGGAUGUCUAAUGGUUGCAAGACUAAUGGUUAUUACUUUUUAUCUGGAGCAGAGCAGGACAGAUUUCUUAAUGCAUGGAAAGUUGAUCUGGAAUUAAAAGAUAAAAGCUCCAUUGUAUCAUAUUCAAUCUCAGAUGAACCAGUAUCAUUAGCAUUAUCCCAUCAUCCUGACAAAGAAAAGCCAUUGCAUUUGAUUGUUGUAUCAAGAGAUGGACAGUUGCAUCUGUUUGAGCAAUCCCUAAAUGGGCAUGUGAAGAAACCAGUUAAUCCAAAGAGUACAGUACAACUGGCAACGCCUGGAAGAAAGGGCACAUCUCCUGAGCCGGUUUCAAUCAUCUCAGCUCAUUUUGUUGAAAGUUCUGAACCGUCAAUUUUAAUUGCUUAUGGAACCGCUAUUAAGCCACAAUUUGAAACAUUGAAAUAUGAAUCGCUUGAGAGAGAUGUCUGUCUGGUUCGUGAUUAUCGUCCUGGUCUUUUACUACGAGAGGAGAAUAACAACCAGCAAAGUCUGAAUACAAACAAAGCAGUUGUUAAGAAUGAUCUUUUGACAACAUUGAGUACAGAAAAUAUGGCUUUGGCCAGGCCAUCAUGUGGUGAGAGUGGAAGUAGCACCCAGUUAGCAAGAAAGUCAUCAGGAAAUAAAACACAAGAGUUAUCAAUGGAAGAUCGCCUGAAGACAAUGAAUCUGACUCCAUCCAGUUCGGCCCAACCAAAAAUGGAAAGGCAAAGUAUUCCUAAAGCUGGGUCACUCACACAAAUGCUGAUACAGGCUUUAAACAGUCAAGAUAAAAAACUUUUGGAUGAUGUUUUUAUUGUCAGUUCAAAGCCAAAGAUUAUUCAAAGCACUAUCAGGCGACUGCCUGUGAAUUAUGUCAUUCCAUUUGUGACUGAGUUAGUUCAUCGAAUACAAGCAUCACCAUCAAGAGGAAGUCACUUGGUUCCUUGGAUUAAAACCAUUCUCACCAUUCACAUGUCCUACCUUAUGUCUGUCCCAAACUUAGUUGAAUCACUUGGUGGCUUGUAUCAACUGUUUGAGUCAAGAGUUGGUGUUUACAGUAGACUGUGUAAGCUGCAAGGCCGUUUGGACUUGAUGCUUGCCCAGGUCUCAGCUCAAACUGAAGUAGUUGAAGAGGAACAGUUGACAGAACCAAUGAUGGUUUAUAAAGAAGACGAGUCGAGUGAAGUUUCUGAUUUGGAAGAAUUAGACGCAAGUGAAGAAUCAGCAGAGUCAUUGAAAGACGAUGCCUCAGAUGAUGAUCGUGAAACGCCGUCGGACGAAGAGAAAGCGGCCAGUUCCGAAGACGAUGAUAACGAAUCGAAGGAACAAUCUGACGGUGAUGUUGAAAUGAGGGAAUAAAUUGAAUAUAAUCAUA